Molecule: messenger RNA, 1284 nt
Organism: Neurospora hispaniola
Lineage: Eukaryota; Fungi; Ascomycota; Sordariomycetes; Sordariales; Sordariaceae
Product: HAD-like protein
Exons: 2
Coding region: 95-1147 (350 amino acids)
Molecular function (GO): phosphatase activity
Source: RefSeq, a predicted model, not a curated record
GAAAGCAAGUCUCGACAACAAAUCCGUCCUCCACCCGGCACUCCUACCAGUAUUAUUCAGUCACCCCCAGACUUUGUGUGUCUCAACCUCCACAAUGGCACCCCGCACCGAUUUCCCUCCCGUCCGGGCCUGCCUGUUCGAUAUGGACGGCCUUCUCCUCGACACUGAGGAUAUUUAUACUCUCUGCGUCAACGAGCUUCUGCGGAAGCAUAAAAAGGAGAAGUUCCCAUUGCCUUGGAGCAUCAAGGCUCAGCUUCAAGGUCGCCCCGGUCCUGCGGCCCUUGACAUCUUCCACAACUGGGCCGAUCUGCCCAUCACUCGUGAGCAGUAUAAGGAGGAGUAUUAUGCUCUUCAAGCUCAGAAGUUCCAAUUUACCUCAGCUCUUCCCGGUGUCGAGGAGCUUCUACAGAAGCUUGGUAGCACCCGCUACUGGGAUCUAAAGGGGGAUGCGACCACCACCAACGGCGCCAUCCAGAAGCCCGCACAAAAGCCUCACCGCGUGCAUAUCGCUCUCGCCACCUCUUCUCACGAGGCGAACUUCCGUAUGAAGACCAACCAUCUGACCGAAUUGUUCUCGGUCUUCGAGACCCACCGUCGCGUUCUUGGUGACGAUAAGCGUAUCCCGCAGGGCCGCGGCAAGCCUCUUCCCGAUAUCUACCUAAUUGCCCUCAAGACAAUCAACGACUCGCUUCCUGAGGGCGAGAAGCCCAUCACUCCCGAGGAAUGCCUUGUCUUCGAAGACAGCAUUCCCGGCGUCGAGGCCGGUCGUCGUGCCGGCAUGCGCGUUGUGUGGUGCCCCCACCCCAUGCUCAAGCAAGAGGUGGAUAAGAAUGGCGACGUGAAGCUGGUUCUCGCUGGGCUUCUUAAUCAGGCCGAAAUUGAGACGAAGAAAGCUCAAGCCGACCUUAUCAACGGCACUGCCAAGGCCGACACCGAGAAGUCCGCUGAGGCGGACAACGAAAAGCCGGGCGAGAUCGAUGAUGGUUGGGCCGAUUACCUUCCUAGUCUGAUCGACUUCCCGUACGAGAAGUACGGCAUCCAUAUCCCAGACGAGGCGGUUGACCAGGAGCCCUCAAUGAAGGAGACCGCCAAGAUUGACGAGGGCGAAGUUCUUCAGGCCGUCCAGACCGAGGUCGUCGAGAACUGAGCACACUCGACAUGCUCACCAACCCCUCAUGUCACUUCACAUACCCAGCACGUUCAUUUCCUCGCAUGGGUUCUCAUAAUCACAAUUUUGGCUUUUAUUUCGUGGUGGCAGGCAGCAUGGCGAGUCACCGGACAACU